AUGGGAGCCUGCAACGUCCACUGGGUGCGUGCCGCGCUACGGCUCUUCUCCUGUGAUGAGGAGUCGCUCCUGUCUUCUCGGUUUCCGUGCCGCAAGCGCCGCCGCGCCUUGGAGGGGUCGCUCCCGGGAAGGCUGCCCUUGGGGAAUCUUCCACCAGAGGUUCUGCAUGCCGUGGUCCUCUGCUUCCGGAGAGGCGACCUCCAAAGCCUCGCCAUUUGCGCUGCCGUGAGCCGGACCUUCUUAGGCCUCUGCGAACCGCUACUGCGGCGCUUCUUUGUUUGCCGGGGCUGUGGCUGCCAUCUCCUGCAUCCCAAGCAGCUAGCCACACGCAUGGCGUCCAGCGGAGUUUUCGAAGACGGGCCGGCGCUCGUCCUGUCUCACUCAGGCAGCCUCCCGGAGAUUGCGGAGGUGCCCUGCGAUGCUGGGGUGACCGAGCCGCCACGCCAACGCGAGGUUCGGCGCCUCAUAAAAGCGUACUACAACAAAGCGCUGCCCCAGACUAGGGACUUCUGGGAGUCCAAGUUGCACAUGGCCAAAGUUUGCCAUACGCAUCGGCUCCACUGCAACAGCUGCUCGCUGUACCUAGGAUCUAAGCUGCAGCUGCUCCUGGACGCAGAAAACACUCUGCUUUUGACCACCAUUUGCGGGCCAUAUCUCCAAGAGAUGGACAAGGACGGCCCAUGCGCUGCGGAUGGUAUUGGCCUGAUCCUGCACUGCAGCGGUGCCAGACGGCAGAAGGGGCGCAUCCCGUCUCCGUGCGGGCAGGCCCUUUGUUCGGCGGACUCCGUUCUGUCCCGCCACCACUGUUGGCGACCUCCAGGAAGCAGUGUGGAGGGGGCAUGGUACAUCAACGAGUUCCUUCCUGGCAGCGUCGAUGUUGGCCAGCCCUCGCCACGCAACCUUGCGCAGGGCAGCAUGGAAACUGCCGACGUGACAUGCCGGGCGUGCGGCGGGUACGUCGGCUGGAAGUUUGCGAAGGAUCUGGAGGGCAGCCGAAACGUGCAUCAGGUAGGACGGUUCGGCCUUUGCUGCUCCUCCAUUCAGGAACUCACGGAGGCCCGCCAAGGGCAGAAGGUGCGCGGUGAGGGUGAGGAAAGCUACGACAGCGACUCAGCCACAUCUGCAGCCACAAGCUCGCUGCAGCUUGGCAGCAACAGGUACAUGAGCUCCUUUGACGAUGUCGGGCAGGUGAUCAUGGGAUGCAAGGCUGAAGAAGUUGGGCGCCGUUGGGAUCGCCGUGAGGAAGACAGCGUCCAAAGAGAGCUAGACCGCCUUUUCAAUGCUGGGCUGCACAAGCGAUGGAGGAUCCGCGUGAAGUCCAGGAAAGAGUUCUGGAACGACGAGGAGAAGCUGAAGUUCACGGCGAUAGAGAUGACGCCCAUCGACCUCCUCCAGGACGGCAAGCUCAAGUUCCAAGAGGUUUGUCAGUCACUGGCAGCCAUGGAAUCCAGGUGA
This is a messenger RNA of Symbiodinium sp. CCMP2592, 1455 nucleotides long. Lineage: Eukaryota; Dinophyceae; Suessiales; Symbiodiniaceae. The record is from the annotation of a GenBank genome assembly.